Cucurbitaria berberidis CBS 394.84 is the source of this 945-nucleotide messenger RNA. RefSeq lists its product as uncharacterized. Lineage: Eukaryota; Fungi; Ascomycota; Dothideomycetes; Pleosporales; Cucurbitariaceae. Bases 1 to 945 code for a protein of 314 amino acids. The record is from RefSeq and is a predicted model, not a curated record. The transcript is spliced from 3 exons.
AUGGUUUCAUCUCCCCUCCCCUACGAUGUCCGUUGGACCUCCAAGCUCAUCCGACGCGACAUCAAAGAUCUCAAAUCCAAAUGUGUAGCCAAGUUCAAGAACAUGUUCACCAAAGCCGCAAAGGCCUCUAUCCCAUCUCACCCACAAGACGAGAAAUUCGAAGCCGCUGCAGGAGAGUGUGAAAGCUUUGAGCGCGUUGCAGAGCGAUCGAUACCAGAGACAGCCAGCACUGAGUUCCCAAGAAGCGACUCCACCAAUCUCAGGUCAAGUACCGCCACAACCGCACCUACCGAGCUUACUGAGGAACCGGAAACCAACAGCCAGAAAGGCUUCACUACUCUAUACGAGCUCCUCGAGACUAAACUCAAGGAACUGUAUACGUCACGCGAGCGCGACCUGCCCGACGAAGAGCGCUGGAAGUUUCGCGGUAGUUGUCUACUACUACACAUGGCGAUACAGGCAUGCCCGUCAAAUGACAGCUACAAUAUCUUCAGAGAGGGCAAAUCCGCCCCAGACGAGAGCAAAAUGCUUCUCGAGUUGCUCCAACUUGGUACCGCAAAGGCCUGCAACAUACCUGGGAACAAGGUCAGCGAGAUGCCCGCAGAGCCAUAUACAAAGCGCAACAGCGAGCACGCACGAUACGAUUCCGCCUUCAGCACCGUCUCGCUCGGUUCCUUACAACCUCCUAAUCUCACAAAGCCAUCGAAGGCACCUCCUCCCUCGCAAAUAUGGCAUACCAUAUUGCAAGCUUCCACCGGCCAUACGAAGAUCACAUCGGUCGCUGAAGACAUUCUGACCUACGUCUGGCCAGAGAAGAAUGCCGCAGACAUCCUGGAUCAGAUUGGUCAUCCAGAGAAGCAAUUCCACGAGGAUUCUGAGCUCCGUCUGCAAUUCCGAAGGAUUCUCUUUCCGGAAUACGACGCGCUGGUCAAGGGCAGUUGUUGA